AUGGAGCUUGUGCCUGUUGCGGCAGUCGAGGCUCGAGAGGACAAUGCCCCUCCAAGAAAACCGGCCCGGCGCAAGCACUUCGGUUUUUCGUACGUGCUCCUGAUCAUGGUUGCUGGUUGCUGCUGGUUCCACUGGAACCGCGGGGAUAAAGGGGAGGAGCUGGGAACCGCAUUUGCGUCCGUAGGCUUCAUGAAGCAAGCAGCACCACCAGCUAUUGCUCUGCUGGGUGGUCUGGCUCUAUAUGGAAUGGGAGGACCAGAGACGGUUGCCAUUUUGUUGAUCUACUUUGGGGCACAGACGGGCAUGAAUCUUUACAUCAAGAACGUCCUGUCCAGAAUUGUAGUCGACGAAGAGCAAGGCAGACGAGGGCUGCCCAUUGGCUUCCUCUUGACUGCCAUCCAACAGAUGGUGGCCUUUUUGGCCUUCUGCAUAUUUCUGCUUGCAGGCCGACUUUGCUGCGCUGGCUACCAGGUAAAGACGCUGAAGACCUGCAAAGAGUGGGUGGCUGUCAUUUGCUUCAGUAUGGCUUUUGCGCUCAACAUUGGCUUGAACAAUUUCAGCUUGUCGCUGGUAGCCAUCUCGAUCAACAUGAUCAUCCGGACAUGUUUGCCACUCUCGACAGCAAUCUCAGAGCUGAUUCUGGGAUCAAUUCUGGGGAUUGAGCGGAAGUCAAUUGGGCCGACGAGAUGGCUGCUGAUGCUGGCAGGUGUAAGCUGUGCUGGAUUAGCCAGCUACGCCAAAACCACUUCGCAGAGAAACCCUGACGAGUCUGCAGCGCUGGCGUUAGGCAUCACGGUAACCGUGUGCAGCAUCUUUGCCGGUGCUGUCAACAUGGUUUUGGCCAGCAUCCUGGGCACAAGCAUGAAGAUGAAUCCGCUCGAUACGACAUGCUACAUGUCGUUGCCUACAGCGCUUGCUUUGAUCCUGCCUUCGCUUGUGGUGUACCACCCUGUCGCUCAGUGGCCACACACAGAAAGCAUGACCGAUUGGCAGAUAUUACAAGAAGUCAUGCAGACAAAGCCUUCUGUGCUGCUUCCUGUUCUCAUAUCUGGCGUGCUUUCCUUUUUCUACAACAUUCUGCAGUAUACCAUGGUACACAAGCUGUCCGCCACGCAUGCUACUUUCGCAGGCAACUUUAACAAGGCCGCAACAAUUGCGCUGUCUCUGCUGCUUGGUUUGGAGGGGCUUCCGCCUGGAAACUAUGGAAUUGUGUUUCUCGUUGCUGUCAUUGGGAACAUUGCAUCAUUCACCGCCUUUAGCAUGGUGAAGGACACGCCGCCGAAGAGCUGA
This is a messenger RNA of Symbiodinium pilosum, 1290 nucleotides long. Lineage: Eukaryota; Dinophyceae; Suessiales; Symbiodiniaceae. The record is from the annotation of a GenBank genome assembly.